UAUGCCGACGGCAAGGUCGGUCCAAGUGGUGGCGGGUUUUGUUUGAAUCAGGCGAGGGAUGGGCUGUUUGUGGUCCCACUGGAUGCCGGCGCGACCCCGCUGUGGGAACGGCAUCACGCUGUUCAGUUGCGCCCGGGUCUGGUCUUUCUGAUCCUGUUGCUGUUCCUGUUGCUGUUCCUGGUUCUGAUGCUUGGAGGAUCUCGUGGGACUCUGCCGAGGGAUGGGAAAUGGGGGCUUAUUGCUUUCCAUCCACAGCGCGUGCUCGUCGAUGUAUCUUGAAGAAGGGCGAUUGCCUUGGCACCUCUCCCCUCAUCCUUCUCUCUCUCUCCCCAUAGCAUGACGAGACGAGACGAGACAAGACGGGAGGAGUGGACCCGACCGUGUUUAAAGCGCCAGACUACAAAGACUAGCUUACCUACUACUACGUACAUCGACUGCAGGUGCAGCAGAGUCCGUCUCCGGCUCCUCUCUUUCUCCCUCUCUCUCUCUCUUUGCCUUUUCUGGUUGGCCCCUUCCCCGGAUUUUUACCCCAGACUUUUAUGGAAGGAAGGUUAGGUAGGUAGGUACCUACCUUGCCCACCUAGGUAGGUACGAUUAGGUAGGUACCUACCCUACCUGUCUACCUACCUACCUACCUGCCCACCUUGGGUACGUACAUAGGCAAGACCAGUGACAGACCAGUGACAGACCACCAUGAGCUGCUCCCAUCCUUGACUCUCAUCCCAUUCUCACCUUCACUCACUAGGUAUCUCUCACAUGGUGUCGCAUGCCUGACACCAGAGCAGGUCGGUCAAUCAGUCAGUCAGUCAGUCAGUCUCGCUUGCUUCGCUUCUCUUCUCUUCUGAGCACCAAGAGGUGGCGGAGGUGGAUGGAUGGAUGGAUGGAUGGUCGUCCCUUCCCUGCCAGCCCGGACCACCCGUCGCUACCGGUACUUGCUU
Colletotrichum navitas is the source of this 938-nucleotide messenger RNA. RefSeq lists its product as uncharacterized. Bases 337 to 555 code for a protein of 72 amino acids. The transcript is spliced from 2 exons. NCBI's taxonomy places the organism in Eukaryota, Fungi, Ascomycota, Sordariomycetes, Glomerellales, Glomerellaceae. The record is from RefSeq and is a predicted model, not a curated record.